Alosa alosa (allis shad) is the source of this 2632-nucleotide messenger RNA. It is a transcript of the gene cavin2a, whose product is annotated as caveolae associated protein 2a. The coding region runs from base 420 to 1781 and encodes 453 amino acids. Gene Ontology annotation, molecular function: protein kinase C binding. The transcript is spliced from 2 exons. The record is from RefSeq and is a predicted model, not a curated record. Lineage: Eukaryota; Metazoa; Chordata; Actinopteri; Clupeiformes; Clupeidae. Gene Ontology annotation, cellular component: caveola; cytoplasm.
GGACAGAGAGAGAGAAAAAGAGAGCACCGAGCGUCAGAGAGAGAGGGAGGGAGAGUGAAGGAGAGAGAGUGAGAGUGAGAGAGACACAGACACAGAGAGAUUUAUCACAGUAGCUGAAAACUUGCUGUCAGUACUUUACAAGAACUUGGACUUGGGAGGACUUGGAGUGACCCCUCCCCAAAAAAAGCCCUUCAACUGGUGGAAACUCUGACAGGGGUGGAAGGCCUCUACAAGAGAGAGUGCUUCUCCAGGCCUCUACAAGAGAGAGUGCUUCUCCAGGCCAGGCUUCUCCAGGCUUCUCUUCCUCCUCCCUGUCCACCUCUCCUGCGGAGCUCCACACACACACACACACACACACACACACACACACACACACGUGCGCGCAAAUACACAAGGAUCCCACAGCCACCUGCACCAGGAUGGGCGAAGACUCCACCCGUGCCGAGGCGCGCAGCUCCGCCACGCUGCCUGCCAACAUGCCUUCUUCCUCCAGGGCAGCCAACGCCUCUCCUCCUCCUCCUCCUCCUCCUCAGGAUGGCCAGGAGCCGCCGCUGCUCAUCCCCAGCUUCAGCCCCAGCUCUGCGCCCUCGUCCCCAGCCAGCACGCUCUCCCGCCUGGGCUUCAAGAUGCCGCCGUCCCCCGGGAGCCCCGGAUCGCCUGGUGGCGGGCAGGUGAGUGCCAUCACGGUGGUGGCACUGCUGGACAAGCUGGUGGUCAUGAUGGAGUCGGUGCAGGAGAACCAGCGGCGCUCCGAGAAGCGGCAUGCCGAGUUAGAGGCGGUCGUGCGCGCCGUCCAGGGCGACGUGACACGGCUGGCCAGGAGCCACAGCAGCACGGCCAACAGCGUCAGCAAGCUCCUGGAACGCUCACGCAAGACCGGCGGAUACGUCAAGGAGGUGCGCGAGAGACUGGACCGACAGGGCGUCCAGGUGAAGCGGCUGGAGGCCAACCACGCUCACCUGCUCAAGAGGAACCACUUCAAAGUGCUCAUUUUCCAGGAGGACAAUGAGAUCCCCUCCAUGCUCCUCACGAAGGACCCUGCUGCGUCCACCACUGCUUCUAUCCAUGAUACCCAGGAGAACAUGUCUUUGCACGCACCCACCCCGAGCGUUGACCGCAACCGCUCCCACGAGGAGGGCCUACAGACCAUCAGCCUCACAUCCGACGAGGACGAGGAGGAAGCCGUGGGGACAGUGGCAGCCACCGCGACCCACCCGUCCAGCCCCCGUGGCGAAGCGGCGAGUGAGCUGGCCCUGGAGGAGGAGGACGACGACGACGGCGGCCUGUCGUCGCUGGGGUCCGAGCGUCUGGAGCGCUCGCGGGCCGAGAAGCUGAAACGCUCCAGCCUGAAGAAGGUGGACAGCCUGAAGAAGGCCUUCUCGCGCCGGAGCAUCGAGAAGAAGAUCAACAAGAUCGUGCCGCCCGAGCGUCGCGAGAAGAUCAAGAAGAGCUUCACACCCAACCACCCCAAGAGCCCCACCGCCAAGAGCUCAUCCUUCCGCGUCUCGCCCAUGACCUUCAAUGUCAAAAAGGUGCGGGACGGAGCCGCUGCAGAGGCUGCACUGCCCGAAGACCACGUGGAGGUGCCAUCGCUGGGCGGGCCUGGCGGCGAGCUGCCCCUGGCCGAGGUGCACUCCCUGGACGAGAAGGGGCAGCCCCUCCUGAGCGUGGAGGCCGGGCUGUCCGAGAAUGGGGAAGGAGAGGUCGACGCUGAUGUCACCAUGGCCACCGCGACGCUGGCCAAGGAAGAGCCCAUGCCGGAUCACAAACGACGACGAUGAUGAUGAUGAUGAUGACAAUGAUGAAGAGGAGAGAGCAACUCCAGGGACGAGCCCGGUGACAAGCCCAGUGGCAUCGGCUGCAAGCCCAGUGAAUACUGCAGUGGCUGUGGAACAAGCAUCUUAAAUCUGUCCUUGUUCUGUCCUUAAGUCUUAGGUUAACUCUCCACACUGCUUUCCCCAUUAGGCUAGUCUAAACACACUAUAUAUGGGAAUUUAUAUAAAGCCAUAAAUAAGGUCCCAUGGAAAUCUGUUGAUCCUCAUCCCUUCGUGCCUUAGCCAUAAUCACCAAAACACUUCAAAAGCAAUAUUCUCUUCUGAUUAUUUUGUGCCUGAAACAACAGACUCAUUGCCUCCCCCCACUCUUAGUACGGACUAACAUGGAUUUGAAAAAAGACACUCAUCAGAAAUAAAAAGAACGGGCAGUCGGACAGCAGCACUAUCUCAGUUCCCUCACUGCGAUAUGAAUCACUGGGCUCCUGACUUUGAGAUCACACUUGGAUAGAAUUGCAUUCCCAGUCUGUACAAUAAAAUGACAGUAGACAUAAAUGAAAGGUCUGCACUCACAGAGAUAGAUGGGAUCUUUUUUUUUUUUUUUGCUACUGUGGGAGACAUGGUUACACCCUUGCCUGAGGUCUCUAUGGUAACCAGCCAUUCCGGCAACAAUGUCUCAAUUACAGCUUCCUUAAUCAUGCAGGAGCACACCCACAAACAGUGGCAGUCUGAGGCAUGCUUCCCAUUCUCCCAACACACACAAAGCAAAGUUGGACACAGACCGGCAUAUUAUCCAACUAACCUACAUAAAAAUGAAAAAGAUCACAAGUAUAUAUGUAUAUGUAUGUGUGUGUGUGUGG